UCUUUCAGUCGGACUGUUUUUGCUGCAGUGAACGGUAGCCGUGGAGAGCGCGCGCUAGAGAGAGAGCGAGAGAGCGACACCGGGAGAGAGAGAGCGAGACCCCGCGUGAGAGAGUGAGGGAGUGAGAGAAAAGCAGACAAGAAAAGAAAAACAAGGAGCAGCGGAGGGAGGCACGAGCACGGAGACCGGAGCGAGAGCGAGCUGCUGGCCGGAGCGCGAGCGCGGCAUCACGGUUGCACGUUCUUGAGCACCGCAUCCUCGGGUCUCGUGAGGUUUUAAGCUCCGCAUCCACUGUCGGACGGACGAGAGAGCGCGCGCGAGUGAAUAUGGCAUUCCCAGCAUUCCCAGCAUUCCCGCUGUCCGCGCUCAUCGCCCUGACGCUCCUCGCGGCGUCGGUUCAGAGCAGCUACGUCUACGAUGAGGAAGACCCGUAUCAGCCGGUGACCUCAGACGAGACGGUGGCUGUGGGGGGCACAGUGACCCUGACCUGCCACGUAGCCGAGAGUGAUAACUCCUCACUGCAGUGGUCCAACACGGCUCAGCAGACCCUCUACUUCGGAGAGAAAAGAGCUCUGAGAGAUAACCGGAUCCAGCUGCACAAGUCCACGCCCACAGAGCUGUCAAUCACCAUCUCAGACGUGCAGUUGUCAGACGAUGGAGAGUACACCUGCUCCAUCUUCACCAUGCCUGUACGGACUGCGCGAGCCACCGUCACUGUGCUGGGUGUUCCUGGUAAGCCAUUGAUAACAGGGUUUGAGGACGCGGUGAAGGAGGGGGACAGUAUAAUUCUGACCUGCAGCAGCACAGGCAGUAAACCCCCCGCUGAACUGCACUGGUACCGAGGAUCUGAGAGACUGGAGGGUCGCCCCAACAUGGUGGAGUCCAACCCUAAUGAGCCGACCUACACAGUGAGCAGCUCUCUGGAGCUUCCUGUAACCAGAGACGACAACAACGCCAUGAUCGCCUGUGCUGUAGACCACCCGUCCAUCUCCAACGGAGACAAGAGGACAGAGCAGCCCCUCAGCGUGCUGUUCUCUCCAAGUGUGACGAUCAAGCCUGAGAACGACCUGCCCAGAGAGGGGGAGAAGUUUUACCUGCAGUGUGUGGGCUUCGGAAACCCAGAGCCCACACUCUUCACCUGGAAGAAGAAAGAAGGAGAGCUCCCCCCGCAGGUGAAGGCCGACGGCGCGUUCCUGCGCUUCGAGGCUCUCAACAAAUCAGAUAACGGAGCUUACCUGUGCCAGACGGACAACGGCAUCGGCGAGGGCGAGCAGGAGUACACGCUGCACGUGCAAGACGAGGAGGAUUCCAACCUCCUCUUCCCCACUUUCACUUCUCCUCCUUCAACUCUCUCCUCCUUUCCCUUUUCCUCACUCUCUCCCUCCUCUAUCCCUCCACAACCUUCUACCUUUCCCACUGACGACUCCUCCACUUCUCCUUAUCCAAGCCUACCCUCAUCUCUUCCUCCGUCCACUGUUUACUCUUCUACUCCUACUUCUUCUUCUUCUUCUUCUCCUCCUUCUCUCCUGCCGACUUCCUUCUCUCCGUCUCUUCCUGGUUCCACCUUCCCUCCCUCCAAAUUUCCCUCUACCACUCUCUCCAACUCCCUCUUUCCUGACCUCUCUCCACCCAGUGCUUCUUCCUCCCCUGAUUCCCCUCCCAGUCCUCCUCCCUCCUUCCCUUCUUCCCCUGCUCCCUCGCUCCCUCGCUCCACCCUCACUCCAUCCGCGGUUACUCAGCAGAAUGGAGUGUCCAUUACAGCCACAGACAACGCAGGUAUUGCAGACCCCACAGCCAUGUCCACCUCUUCAGUAGACCACGCUGUGAUUGGAGGAGUGGUGGCCGUCAUUGUCUUCAUCAUGCUCUGCCUGCUCAUCGUCUUCGGCAGAUACCUCAUCAGACACAAAGGUACGUACCUCACCCACGAAGCCAAGGGUUCGGACGACGCGCCGGACGCCGACACGGCCAUCAUCAACGCAGAGGGCGGCCACUCCGGCGCAGAGGACAAGAAAGAGUACUUUAUCUAAACAUCCCGCCAUCGCUCCAUCCUUUCUUUCUUCCCUCGCUUCAGUUCCUUUUGUCCAGAGGAAGUUGAAGAAGAACAACAAGAGGAUGAUGAGGGGGAAGGACGAGUGAAGAAAAGAAUAGAAGAUACACAAAAAAAAAGGAAAUAGUGGAACUGAAGAGCGAAUAAAAUGAACAGUUGCAGUCUGUUGUGAACCGGGAAGGGAGUUCUGCGCUGACACAGAGGAUUCAUUUCACACUCGAGAGAACAUAAACACAAACACACACUAAUACACACUUAUACACAGCUGGCAUACACACACACACACACCUCAAAUUCACUUUUAACAAAGGCAAUAUGAUGGAAAACACACAUUCUUCAUUAACCAUUAAUCCAUAUACAGUAUAAAAAGGGGACAUGCUGUACAAUUCACUGCAUGUACAUUAAACCAUUUAUAGUGUUUACACACACACACACACACACACACACACAUCAAUAAACACACUCAUCUCCCUUUGUUUCAGUUAUCACACUUAUCCCCACCAUCUCAACCAAUCACACACACACACACACCAAACCAAGCAGAGCGUCCCCUUAUCCUCACCUAAUUAAACCAACCCAGUAUGAGCUGAACAGCCCACUCCUCGCAAUACCACCCACACACAGACAGACAGACGGACAGACAGACAAGCACACACACACUACACACAAAGCAUCCUCACACAUUCACUCGAUACAAUCAUGCAAAAACAGCGUGUGUGCUGUCACUGUACGAAACCCCAGUAUAAAUGUAUAAAUAUAUAAAUAUAUAUAUAUGAUUAUAUAGCAUUGUUUUUACUUGAGAGAAACGUUCAGUGUGCUGUAAAUAUACUCUCUACCAUUCCUGCUCUCUCUCUUUCUCUCUCUCUCUCUCUCCCAUAUAUUCCUUCUGUCUGUCUCUCUCUCUCUCUUCUUCUGUCUACAGCAUAUCUGUCUCUCACUCUGUCACUCCCCUCCAUCUCUGCUCUUUCCCUCUCUCUCUCAUUUCUCUUUCUCACUAUCUAUCUAUCUAUCUAUCUAUCUAUCUAUCUAUCUAUCUAUCUCUCUCUCUCUCUCUCUCUCUCUGUGUUUCAGUGUCUCAUAUUGCAGUAUAUACUCUAAAAGCCUGCCUGGUUUUUCUUACAUGCGUAAAAAUGCAUCAAGUUUAAACAAGAAAAAAAAAAGAUAAUUAUCGAUAUCUGGAGUGCGAAAAAAAAAAAAGAAAUCUGUUGGUAUGAAAAUCUUCGGUGCUGCAACUGUUUGUACGAGUUUUUGUUCUCCUCCAGUUGGGUUUCUGGUGUAACUGUUGGUGCCGCGGUUCUCAGUGUCAGCUGUCAUCCCAGGAAGAUUUAUUUUUAUUAUUAUUAUUACUAUUGAUUAUUAUUUUAUUAUUAUUAUAAAUCAUUCUCCCAGAAAAAAAAACUCAGAACAGCUCAUCCCAUUUCAUCCCUAACUGUGAUCAGUUAAUGACAUCACUUCCUGUGCUUUAACGGCAGGUUCACUCAGUCAAAGCAGGGUAAAGCUGCAUGUGCAAACAAACAAACAAGAAGCUACACUCUUCUGUUUACUGUACUCUCUCUCUCUCUCUCUCUCUCUCUCUCUUCCUUUCUCUCUUUAUCUCUCUCUCUCUCUCUCUCUGUCUGUCUCUCUGUGCCGUCUGUCUAAGUUCCUCUUUAUUUUCCUACAGUAACUCUUUUAUGACAGUAUUGUUCUCCAGUAUUAACGGCUGUUUAAAGCUCACCUCUUGAACACCAGUGAGGUGUUAUUACAGCUCAUUUCAGAACUGGGUCAGUAGCCACUGGACACCUGACCCGAGAUCAGUGUUCUGCUGAGGUGCUGUUUAUUUACACAGCAGGAGCCUGAGAUCAACCCAGAUCUUAUUUUAGUUUUAUAGCUACUGUUUCAGUGUGUUUUCAUUCGCUAGGGCUAGAAUUAAUGUGGUGGGGAUCUAAUCCACCCAGUUUGAGUUUAUAAAAGGACACUAUUGGUCAGGAGUUUUAGAAACAAUGUUCUAAAUGUUUCCGGAUCCAAAUAAGACUGUGUUCACACUGCAGGAGUGAUUAGGAGUGAUUAGAUUAGAUCGGAUUGGAUUUGCCUGUCUGGACAUCACAAGCGCAUCUGCAUGAGUUGCUGUGUCACUUCUGUCACUCUGAAUUUGAUUUGAUGAGGUCGUUGUUUGUUUGCAUGCUGUGAGUGAUGCAAAAAAAAAAACACGUUACAAUCUGAUCAAAGCUUCCAGAGCAUCCGGAUUAAAAACGCUGUAAGACUGUGAUCACAUUUCAAACCUCCUCUAAAGUGGUUUAGAUCGGGUUUGCAAAAUGUGGUUUCAGGCUGUUCACACUAUUAUAAAUCAGUUUGGAUAUAAUCUAGAUUGGGCUGGUCGCUGCGUUUACACUGCUCUGUCGCGUCAAGCACAGCGUUAUAUCCCAUUUAUUUUAACUUUAUGCAAAUGAAUCUGUUCAACGCAAUGCAUCUAUCCAAUCAGAGAGCAGGUGUUUGCCUGAUACAUGUCAGUAUACGUCUCAGUGCUACCACUUUAAAAUAAAGCUUCUUUAUGAAGCCUUUAUAAAUAGUUUACAAAGGAGUUUAUUAAUGGUUAUAUCACUAAUUAGGUUAUAAACCAUUAAUAAGCAGUUAUAACACAUAAAUAGAAAGGGCAACAAAUAAUGAUUUUACAUUAAUUUAUACUGCUAAAGCUCUUUUCUGUUAAUAACUUUAAAAAUAUAUAAUUUAUCUAUAAUAAAAUAUUAAAUGACUUAACUAACUUUCUAAAUUAUUUUAGUAGAUAUUGUCACUGUCCAAUGGGAAACAAGUAUUUCCAAAGUAGUCUCCACUUUCCAGGAGAGAUAAAAAAAACCUUGUAAACUUUUAAUGGAAGUCAAUGUAAAACGAGUUUAUUUCAGGUCAUUUUGAAGAGUUUCUAUUGGUCCGUUCACUAAGAAAUUUUGGCACAGUGUACGGGACAGUGGAGAUGCUUGUUUUUCAUUGGACAGCAAUUAAAGUGUUUACAACUUAAGUUAUAACCUUUAUUGAACUUCUUUUCAGACUAUGCAUAAAGGAGCCUUAUUUUAAAGUGGUCCCUAUUUUAGUUCCGCUUUCAAGCGUCCAGAGAAGUAUGGAAAAGAAGUUUCAGAGAUUGUUGGGGUCUCUGGAGGGUUUUAAAAAAAUAUUAAUAUAUAAUUUAUAAAAAUUUAAUUGGCAAAUUUUGCUUUUGUUAGCCUAUAUGCUGGUCACUAGACUGAAGUGUUAUGAAGCUCAAUCAAAGCUCACAUUUAUAUAUAUAUAUAUAUAUAUAUAAAUAUACAUUAAUGUUUAUUAGUUCAUAGGAAAUUAAGCUUGUAUAAAACCAAUUCCAAUUUUUUCUUUUUUUUAAUGAUUUCAUUGGACGACGCAAGGAACCGCUUUGUAACGCCCCUUUAAUGCAUCAGAGCAGUGUAAACGCAGCAUUAGACGCUCUUGUACUGGACCUCAUCCUGCCUAAUUUCAUAGAAUAUGGGACUAUGGGAAGUCUUGUGUCCCAUGACUUUUGCCGUGUCUCACAGAAGCUAAAGAGUGCUGCACCUGCGGGAUAUUAGUGUGGACUCUCAUACAGUGAACAUGUGAAUGCGAUUUUGGGUGUGUAUAAAUAAAAAUGAUCCUUUUUAAUUCACAACUUUAUUACUGCUUACAUUUGAACCAUUUAAAGAUAUUAAUUGGACUUCAACGUGAACGUCUUGCUUAAAUGUCAGUAAAAAAUGUGUGAGGGUUUUCUAAACUUUUUGACCAAUAGUGUACCUGUUUAUUUUGUAUUUUUAGUGUAGAUAAUGGAGCUGUUCCAGUCUAACCUAUGGGCAUCUUGGCUCAUCCAAGACAAGGACUGUGUUAAAGCAGGGAGUUAGUCCCCCAGUUAGGCCUCCCUUCUAUUGGACCUAAUUUGCAAUUACAAUCUAUCGCCACUAGAGGUCAUCUUUUGUUCAUCUUUCUCAUCCAUCUCUCUCUCUCUCUCUCUCUCUCUCUCUCUUUAUCUCAUACAGGUAGCAGAAUAUUGUGAUGCACCUUGUUAGUGGUGGAUCAUUAUCUUUUUUUUCGGCGAUUUUAUGUUUUAUUUUUUGAUCUUAUGUCAGUCGUUUACUUUUAUGUUCUUGGUUUUUGUAGCUGUGCACAUGUGUAACUCUUCUGUUUACAGUCUUUAUUUUUUUGUGAAAGUAGGUGUUUUAGAGUCGAAGGUGUAGAAGAGUAGAGUUUCUGUGACUCCGAUGUUUUCAAGCUCACCGUUUUUUUUUUCUAUGAGUUCGUGUAAAUAGUGUUGCCUCGACCACACUCUUUAUUAACUGAGCGCGCUCACUCUUCAACACACUCCUCCAACACACACCGACAUGCCCAGGAGGGGGUGUGCGUCCGCGCGCAUGUGUGUGUGUGUGUGUUAGUGUGAAAGAUGUUCAUGACAGUGUCAUCUCCAGCGAAAAACAAAGGAAACACUGCGUGUUCUUACCCCCCUCCCCCCCUCCUACGAGUUUUGUUAGUCUGAACGUGUUUGUUUACGUUAUUUUUGAAUGCAAAGUCUUCCUUUCAAUAAACCUCCGUCCCUCCCGGAUCUCCUGCUCUUCCUUUACUUAAAGCUCCACCCCAAAUCACAUGACCAUGGGGGCUCUGUGUGGGUCGCCUAACUUUAUAUAUAAGUGAUCAAGAAUCCAAAUCACGAGGGGUCAACAUGGAACUACUGCCUGUUUAAAUCCAGGUUCAUGCUGAUCAGAGCAUCAGUGGCCGGAGUCAGAGACAGAGAGUACAGAGAGAAUUGACCGUGCUGUCUUUGAGUGGGUAGAUGCAUUACUAGUGACAUGUGAAGUUCAUUUGAAUUGGAAUUAGAUUACUGGUCUUCCAAAAUUAGAAAGAAAAUUUUAUAAACAUGGGCACCAUUUGGUAAGCUUAAAUUGUGAUGUCAUAGAUGAUCCAAAUCAAAAUCCGGCUCAUUGUUUGGAUCAGAAGGGGUUAACAUGCCCCCCACCCCCACCAGGGUGCUCUGAGUGGUCCAGAUCCUCAGUGAUUGCUGGUUUAAACGCUUUUCAGAUCAUGCUACAUGGCAUCAGCAGCCAGAGUCCAAGAGAGCAUAGUUGGUCACGCUCUCUCUGGGUGGGUAGAUGGCGCUCUCUCUCCCCCCUUAUUUUCUUUAAUCUGUGAGCACAGGUCUCUAGCUUUCCUCCAAGUGCUCUGACUACUCAGUGAUCAGAAAAGAGGCGGAGUCUGACUUCUGACUUGUAUCGGAGGAGGCAUGUGCUGGUUUCACAGUCCUGGUGUUGGGAGCAUUGCUACAGAUAGACGAAAGUUAUAUAUUUAUAUUUAUAUUUAUAUAAAUGAGUCGUUUGGUAAUCUUCUUUCCAUACUAAGGAAUAAAUAGCAUAAAAUUAUAAACAAAAUAAAGAUAAACAGUAAAACACUUAUACAAACCCGCUCAGAAACCCCCCUAUAGGCCAUGUUCCACCCAUGUGAGCCCCACCUGAGCAUGCUGGCUCCUCCAUCCUUCCUGGAUGUCCUGCUCUUCCUGAAACUAAAGCUCCGCCCCUUCCUCCGUUAUGUUCUGUCACCUUACGGCUGAUGGUGUCAGCUGAGCGGGGCAGUGCUGGCCGUGUGUUUAUGGGUUUAGUUGGGUCUGUUUGAACAGUCUGUAAUUUGUGUUUUGUUAAAUAAAAAAGUUGAGUUGAUAACUUCGAAAUAAAUGUGCAUAUUUGGGUUAAA
Molecule: messenger RNA, 7735 nt
Organism: Astyanax mexicanus (Mexican tetra)
Lineage: Eukaryota; Metazoa; Chordata; Actinopteri; Characiformes; Acestrorhamphidae
Gene: cadm3
Product: cell adhesion molecule 3
Exons: 12
Coding region: 327-2027 (566 amino acids)
Biological process (GO): homophilic cell-cell adhesion
Cellular component (GO): presynaptic membrane
Source: RefSeq, a predicted model, not a curated record